AUGGGAUUACAGAUAGGUUUCACCCCGCUGCAUUUAGCUGUUGCAUCUUCGAGCCGCGACAUCGUUCUUGCUUUGCUGGAUCACGGGGCAGACGUAGAUGCUGUGGACAUAAAGAGUGGCCGAUCUCCACUCCUUCAUGCUGUGGAGAAUAAUCAUUUGGAUAUGGUGGAGUUGCUACUAGAGCAUGGCGCCAACGUGAACGCCCAAUCCUACGGGGGCAAUACGGCACUCCACACGGCUAGCGGAAGGGGUCUGUUAGACAUGCUGCGGCUUCUGGUGAGGAACGGGGCGGAUGGCAGUCUGAAAAAUUACCACAACGACACUGCCUUGAUGGUAGCAAAGAACAAAAAGGCGAUCGACAUCCUGAGAGGAAAGGCUGUUCGGCCUAUCCCGCAUCCCGAAAGCAGCCAUGAUGGAUCGUCCCCCACAGCCAGCGCCGCAAGCUCUCCUGGCCUUCGGACCCACAGCCACGUGCUCCACGCUUCACCUGACUCCUGCUCCACCAACCCCAGCCCGGAUCAGACGCCAAAGCCUCACAGAGCAGGCCAUUCUCCCAACCCAGCCACCCUGAGGCCAGAAAGCAUUAUCGUGACGAAUGGACCUUCGACGUCCGCCCCGUUGCCUGGCGUGGAAUUGGACAGAAGUUCCCAUUCAUCCACCCUGGAGCAGCCGAUGAGCUUCCCAAGAUCCUCCAAGGUUCUCCAUCAUGAGAACCUGACCGAUCCCGCCUUCCACCCUGCCUUGUACCCCUUUUCUCCCGCCAGCCCUCACGCCUCCUCCUCUCACCCUCUCCAGUUGCUUCCGAUAGGCCUGAGCCAUCCGGUCAUAGCCAUGCCCCCAAGGACCAUGGCCAAUCGGAUGUCCAUGAGGUACCCAGGGAUGGACCAGUCACAGAGGCUGCUGGACUCGGAAGGCCCGGUGGUUCUCAGCUGCGAAGGGCAGUGGCUGCACAGCAGUGAGGGUGGCCCUGGUGACAGCUGACGAGAGGAAGUCCAGCUGCUUUGUGGGACAGGAAGAUUUCCCAAGGACCAUUUCACAAGGCAGAAGAGUGAGUCAAGGCAUUGCUUCUGCCAUGGGUUUCCAGCCUGACAUUUCUCCAUCUUUGCUGCAGACUUGAAACGACCUUCCUUUUCCAAUUGGCAUGUAGCAAAGCCCAGCACGUUGAGAAUACGUCUGCUGAAUAUAACUCCGCAUUGGCAACAGGGACGGCAUCCGGCCAGUAAACCCUCAGCUCCGUUCGGUUGUCCAGACUCUACCCCGCAAGGGAUUAUGGGGGUCGUUAAAAAGAUGAUGAUGUAGCAGAGCCCAGCCAGCCUGAGAUGAUCCUUCAGACGUCAAAAACUCAACAAUGGCCGCCUUGAUCCAGAGACAUCUCCCUCUCUCCCAAUCUCUCGGAACGUAUCUCGCACCACUGUCCGAGCAGAAUCUGGGUUGGAGCAAUUUGGGGUGUGAGUGUUCAGGGGUUAAAGACACAGAGUUUGUCAGCUGGAAAACUGACGGGUUCAAGACCCGAGCACUGCGCGACACGUGUGCUCCCGUUCCUUGCUCCAGCUCCUUGCCCACCUAGCAAUUCGAAAGCAUGCAAAUGCGAGUAGAUAAAGAGGUACCACUUGGUUGGGAAAAUAACAGCCUUCCGCGGACCUUAUGCUGGCCACGUGACCACAAAAACGUCUUCGGACAACGCGGGUUCCCUUGGCAACAGAAACGGGCACCGUGCCCUCGAAUCGGACACGACUGGGCAGGGAAGCUUUCAUCUUUCGUUCAGGAAUCCCGUUUUAGCACCAGGAAGGGGAGCGGUGAAAUCCAAAGCCCCAUCCACUCCCCUCAGCUGACGUGAUUUUUGACGAAACGCCGGAAGCGUCGCUCAAGUGGGGUAAACGUCUAUUUGAAUCGGCGGUGUUCUUUGUAUUUAAUAGGCAUUAAUUUAACUCAAGUAAAAUUAGCACAGUCGCUCCGCGUGUAUUUAAGCCUUUUGGCGUGUAUUGUAUUAGCGAUUGCAAUAUGAUGGUGGCACCUUUUCUGGGGUUUCGGGGGGCUGUUUACAGGUUGAAUUGUGUGCAUUUGGGGGUGGGGAAGAGAGUUGGCAGCCAUGAGGCUCUCCCCAAGGCACCCCAAAUUGCACGAGUGUGCACAGGUCAUCCUCGACUUGCGACCGCAAUUGACCCCAAAGGUUCUGUUGCCGACCUUUGUCCGGUGACUCUUGCUCCAUUUUAACGGCCUUUCUCGUGAAGCGAAUCGCUGCCGUUCAUAAGUCAGUGACCCAGUUGUUAAGUGAAUCUGGCUUCCCCCUUGACUUGUCAGAAAGUCGCCAAAGGGGAUCAUGAGACACACAAACACCCCGGGGACACUACAACUGUCAUAAACAUGAGUCAGUUUUGUCAAACGUCCGGAUUUCAACCGCAUGAUCAUGGGAAUGCUGCAAAGGUAGGAACCUACCUCUGCGGGCCUGCCCGGAACCCGCCUGCGGUGUCUCUGCCGGCAAAAACACUUAGGAGGGCCACACAGAGUCUGUCCGGGCUCUGUUUUCGGUGGCAGAGGGCUGCAGGAGGCCGAAAACGGAGUGCGGGCGGACCGUGAGCGGCCUCCCCAAGCUCCGUUUUCAUUGGCAAAGGGCUGCAGGAGGCCACUGUGGCUGAAAACGGAAUGAGUGAGUGAUAUUGAGCUGGCCACGCCCACCCUGUCUGCA
Molecule: messenger RNA, 2686 nt
Organism: Thamnophis sirtalis
Lineage: Eukaryota; Metazoa; Chordata; Lepidosauria; Squamata; Natricidae
Source: RefSeq, a predicted model, not a curated record